UGAGGGCGGGCGACGGGCCGAAGAGCCGGCGAGAGGCCGAGGAGCCGGCGGCUGCGGGGACCGUCUGCCCGCGGGCGCCUUCAGUACCUCCGCCUGGUUUUGUUCAUGUUCCCAGGAGGGUGUGAAAAGGAGCCAUGGAUCCGGCAGCGCUGGUGGAAGCCGUCGUGGAAGAACUGGCCUGUCCCAUCUGCAUGGCCUACCUGAGGGAGCCCGUGAGCAUUGACUGUGGCCACAGCUUCUGCCACAGCUGUCUCGCUGGACUCUGGGAGGUCCCAGGGGAAUCCCAGAACUGGGGUUACACAUGUCCCCUCUGCCGGACUCCUGUCCAACCAGGGAACCUGAGGCCUAAUUGGCAGCUGGCGAACGUGGUAGAAAAAGUCUGUCUGCUAGGCCUGCACCCAGGAAUGCGGCUGAAGGGGGAUGUGUGUGAGCUCCAUGGAGAACAGCUAAAGAUGUUCUGCAAAGAGGAUGGCCUGAUCACAUGUGAGACCUGCAGCCGGUCCUCUGAGCAUGAGGCCCACAGCGUCGUGCCCAUGGAGGAUGUCGCCUGGGAGUACAAGUGGAAACUCCACGAGGCUCUGGAACACCUGAGGAAAGAGCAAGAAGAGGCCUGGAAGCUGGAAGUUGGUGAGAGGAAACGAACUGCCACCUGGAAGACACAGGUGGAAACCCGAAAGCAGAGUAUCGUGUGGGAGUUUGAGAAGUAUCGGCAAUUACUAAAGCACAAGCCACCGGGUCAGCAGCCGGAGGUAGAGGCAGCCUCAGCUCUCGCCAGCCUGGACCGGGGGGAGAGGGAGACGAGACAGAAACUGGAGCUGAAUCACGAUGCGAGCAAGUCUUGGAGCUUCCAGCGGCCAGAACCAGUCUCCCUGGAACUGAAGACAGAUUGUCGGGUGCCGGGCCUGAGAGAGAUCCUGAAGACGUAUGCAGGGACGAGGAAGGCUUACCCCUCCUUUAUUAGGAGCAAGUCUUGGAGCUUCCAGCGGCCAGAACCAGUCUCCCUGGAACUGAAGACAGAUUGUCGGGUGCCGGGCCUGAGAGAGAUCCUGAAGACGUAUGCAGCUGAUGUGCGCCUUGAUCCAGACACUGCUUAUUCCCGCCUCAUCGUGUCUGAAGACAGAAAGUGUGUGCGCUAUGGAGACACCAACCAGAAACUGCCCGACAAUCCUGAGAGAUUCUACCGCUAUAACAUCGUCCUGGGCAGCCAGUACAUCUCCUCAGGCCGGCACUACUGGGAGGUGGAGGUGGGAGACAGGUCUGAAUGGGGCCUGGGAGUGUGUAAGGAAGAUGUCGACCGGAAGGAGGUGGUCUAUUUAUCCCCCAACUAUGGCUUCUGGGUGAUAAGGCUGAGGAAGGGCAAUGAGAAAGGGGGAGGGUAUUUAUGUGCAUUUAUCUUCCAAGAACCCCAUGAAGACAAGACCUUAUUUGUCUGA
Messenger RNA from Myotis davidii, 1433 nucleotides. RefSeq names its product E3 ubiquitin-protein ligase TRIM68. Gene Ontology annotation, molecular function: zinc ion binding; protein binding. Bases 135 to 1433 code for a protein of 432 amino acids. NCBI's taxonomy places the organism in Eukaryota, Metazoa, Chordata, Mammalia, Chiroptera, Vespertilionidae. The transcript has 9 exons. The record is from RefSeq and is a predicted model, not a curated record.